AACAAAAGUUUGCUGUCAUGAUCUAUGGAGUCACAAGAAGCUGGCUAAAAGACACACACUGAUCUCCAUAUUCAAUUCAUUCCAAAAACGUUAGAGUUGUUAAUUAACUCUUUUAAGAUGGACCCUUUAAAGUCGAUCUUUUUGUUUUCAUGGUGCUUUUAUUUGGCAAGUCCAAAUGAUUUGAGAUCAGAAGGAGUUAAAAAUUUCACCCAAAGUGGGGAAAUACUCGGAGGAAGUGCCACCCUCUCUAUUGAAAUUGAAAACAUGAAGAGACCGGCUGUGUGGUCUUGUGGCAAUAAGAAGUACGAGUGCGAUAGAUCAUGUGCCAAAGGUACUGAAUUUCAAGUGAGUCAGAGUGGCAACAAGUCUUCUCUUUGGAUGAGGAGAAUAACUAACAAAUGUUUGACUUGGAAAUUUCUAGACGACAACGUCGAAGGAGGGAUAUUUCAUCUGAAAAUAAACAAUUCGACAAGAAUAGAAAUUUAUAAGAUGACCCAAAACGCACCAGUUGUAUUAGGAAAAAAUGCUACUAUUCAUAUCGAAUCAAGCUUGAUUGGAACACCAGUUUUGUGGGUUAACGAGUUUAAUUAUCUUCAAUGUGUAGAUACUUGUGAGAAUAAAGGAAAUUAUGAAGUUCAUUACAAGGGUAACAGCUCAACUCUUUUGAUCCAUAAUGUCACUGAACAAGAUUUGACUUGGAGUUUUUGUGACUACUAUUUCUGCUCAGAAAGUUAUACUUUGGUGAUGAAAGGUAAGGAAAUCGCUUUUGCUAAUAAUAACAAUAAUAAUUCUAAUUUUGGUGCAAGGUCAGGAAUUUCAUGUGGAAGAGGUUCCUCAAUUCCAUUAAUUUGAGUAUAUUUAGUCGGUCCUUUAUUUCAUCAACCCCAAAGGAAUGAAAGGCAAAGCUGACCUUAGCAGUAUUUGAACUCAGG
Octopus sinensis (East Asian common octopus) is the source of this 932-nucleotide messenger RNA. RefSeq lists its product as uncharacterized. Lineage: Eukaryota; Metazoa; Mollusca; Cephalopoda; Octopoda; Octopodidae. The coding region runs from base 118 to 852 and encodes 244 amino acids. The transcript is spliced from 6 exons. The record is from RefSeq and is a predicted model, not a curated record.